AUGACGAUUGUAAGCUAUGCUGGCAUUACAAGACCUGGUUUUUUGCUUGCACAUCCAGAGCUACCUGUUCUUGUAUAUUGCAAACUACAGCUAAACUCAAUAUCAACUAUUAGAAUCCCAAGUAAUGAGAUGAAGAGGACUGAACUGGUUACAAGAUGUCAGUGUUCUGUCGCUGAGAGAACGUUUGCAUCAACUUCUGUGGGUUCAUCUCUAUCCAAUACAGAUAAUGUUCGUUUGGGUCGGAAGCAAAGAAGUUCUUCAUCCCUCUAUAGUCGACCUAGUUUGCUGGAAAUGAAAAAGGAGAAGGUAGCAAAUCGUGCCAAGGUUUAUGAGUUCUUAAGAGGAAUUGGUAUUGUCCCUGAUGAGCUUGAUGGGUUGGAGCUUCCUGUGACAACUGAGGUUAUGAGGGAACGUGUGGACUUCCUUCACAAAUUAGGUCUCACAAUUGAGGACAUCAACAACUACCCACUUGUUCUCGGUUGCAGUGUGAAAAAGAACAUGAUUCCUGUGCUUGACUAUCUUGGAAAAUUGGGUGUUAGGAAAUCCACUAUCACUGAGUUCUUAAGGAGAUAUCCCCAAGUCCUCCAUGCUAGUGUUGUUGUAGAUCUAGAUCCUGUGGUCAAAUAUCUUCAAGGAAUGGAUAUCAAGCCAAAUGAUAUUCCUCGGGUGCUUGAGAGAUAUCCAGAAAUUCUGGGGUUCAAGCUUGAAGGGACCAUGAGUACAUCAGUGGCUUAUUUGGUUGGAAUUGGGGUAGCAAGAAGAGAAGUUGGAGGGCUUUUAACUAGAUACCCAGAGAUUUUGGGGAUGCGAGUAGGCCGGGUGAUCAAGCCUUUUGUGGAGUAUCUUGAAAGCCUGGGCAUACCAAGAUUAGCAGUAGCUAGAUUGAUAGAAAAGCGACCUCACAUCCUUGGUUUUGGAUUAGAGGACCAGGUGAAACCAAAUGUUGAAUCCCUGUUAGAGUAUAAUGUAAGAAAAUCGUCAAUUCCUUUUGUGGUAGCUCAAUAUCCUGAGAUUAUAGGAAUUGAGCUGAAGGAAAAACUUCUGGGUCAACAGAGUUUACUCCAUUCGGUUAUUGAUUUGGGCCCUGAGGACUUUGGCAGAGUUGUUGAGAAGAUGCCACAGGUCGUCAGCCUUAGUAGAAUACCUAUUGUGAAACAUGUGGAUUUCCUUAAAGACUGUGGAUUUUCUUUGCAACAAGUGAGGGCAAUGGUUGUGGGAUGUCCCCAGUUGCUUGCUUUGAACCUUGACAUUAUGAAACAUAGCUUUGAUUACUUCCAAAAGGAAAUGGAAAGGCCUUUUGAUGAUUUGGUUACUUUUCCUGCUUUCUUUACAUAUGGUUUGGAGUCCACUAUAAAACCAAGACACAAGAGGGUUGGAAAGAAGGGUUUGAAGUGUUCGCUUUCAUGGCUCCUUAACUGCUCUGAUGAGAAGUUUGAGCAACGAAUGGAGUAUGACACUAUUGACAUAGAAGAGAUGGAGAUGCCAUCAUUUGACAUGAAUACUCUUAUGGAACGACGGAGUGAUGACUCUGCUUCUGAUGAUGAUGACAGGGAUGAUGAGCACAUUUAG
Molecule: messenger RNA, 1569 nt
Organism: Dovyalis caffra
Lineage: Eukaryota; Viridiplantae; Streptophyta; Magnoliopsida; Malpighiales; Salicaceae
Source: the annotation of a GenBank genome assembly